Physcomitrium patens is the source of this 5283-nucleotide messenger RNA. The record is from RefSeq and is a predicted model, not a curated record. NCBI's taxonomy places the organism in Eukaryota, Viridiplantae, Streptophyta, Bryopsida, Funariales, Funariaceae.
AAGUAUACGCCACCGAUUCACGAGGCCCCCCUUUAGCGCCUGGUCUCGCCCCCAUCCCCGUUCCCUCCCGUCUCUCGUCGCACCUUCCCCAUCGCCACUUCUGUACUCUAACCCUCUCGGUAUCAAGCUACAAAGCGAUUGCAUCUCGCGUACAUGCCCAGGGCUUCUUCACCGACCUCGUCUAUCAAUUCCGCAGCCACGGUUGUGGAUGAUGCGGAUGGUUGUGCAUCGCAGCGGUUGGUGUGUACGAGCAGGUGCGGUUUUGAUGGAGGGUGGUGGAUAUACGCCUUGGAGGGAUGGGUUGAGGGAUAUGUAGGCAUGGAGUGGUAACGGGAGGAGGUCGUAGUGUGAUUUGCGAGGCGAUGGGAGGUGCUCUUAUUUUGGUGGCGUUGAAAACGUGCAUCAUGUCGGAAUGUAGGGGCUUCAAUCGAGGGCGGUUCGCUGCGAGAUUGAAAUUUUGGCUGACAGAAAGCCAUCAGUUGUGAUCGCUUGUGUGUUUCUGGUAGAGAAUUCUCGUGGUUGAUUUUGCGUGGCUGUCCGGUGAGGUCAGCGUGUGGUGUGACCUGGAAGUUCGUUCUGGGAAUAUGAAUGAUAGGCGUGAACACGCUGUUGCGACGGAAUGGAGUUUGUCAAUUGCGUGCUGUGAGCGGGAUGAUUGGGAGUUGUCUUGCUUGCACAUCCUUGUGUUAGUUGGGAAGUCGGAUUAUAUCUGGAUGUAGGUUGAGUUGGUGUUUUUGCAAUUUUCGACACUCGUUUUUUCUGUUUCCUCGUCCGUCGUUCGCACGCGUGUUGACUUUCUCACGAUGGGGAGUUUUCGGUGACUCAAAAUUAUGUUAGUUCUUGGAGAGUUUUUGUGCAGCUCACAAUCCAGUGUUGGUGCGACAGUGUGGGAUAAUUUAGGAGACGUGAACUGUUGGGAAAGUCGUGUACUAGGAUAAGGAGAUACCUACAUCGAUCGGCAUAUUUUGUUUGAAAUUCUAUUGAUCAAGGGUUGGUUCUUAACCUAUCAGCAAAGUGCGAUUAGAAGCACUAAUUAAAUUAGAAUAUCAGCUGUGACGAGUUUCCAAGAAGGCAAUGGGCUGACUAACCUCGUCAGUCGUUGCCAGGAGCGCAAGGUGGGCAUGCGCUUAGAAGGUUUAACAAUUUUUGUAAAGCAAGGCGUAGAGUGGGAUGAGGAACGAUGUCGACUAUCAUGUGCGUAGUUCCCGUGGGGGCAAAUUCAGCUCAAUCCCUUCCUCAUUUCGCACUAUAUCCAACUAUUUGCGCAGUGUCUCUGCAAAUGCGAGCAGCAUUGCUGCAUCCACCGUUCGUCAGGCUGCUGUCUCAGCAGCUUCCAGUGGAUCCCUCAAUCAUGAAGAUGAUCGUCAGCGGGAAAAGAUUCAGUGGUCAAGCUUUGACAAGCUAGAGCUUAGUUCAGGUGAGAUUCGACAAGUGCUCUUGUUGGCGUAUCCAAAUGGGUUUCAAGUUUGGGAUGUACAAGACGCGAGUAAUGUGCAUGAAUUGGUCUCACGUCGUGACGGCCCGGUCGCAUUCCUUCGUCUUCAACCAAAGCCGAUAUUUCAAGAGUCAAUUGAUGGAGGGGUAAACUUUAAGGGAGCGCGACCUCUGCUGUUAGUUGUUACUGUAGAUACAACAGGUUCGGGGAAUUCAGGUGUUGGAGGCUAUGGUGGUGGGGGCGCCUCUUUGGCUUUAGGAACCUCUCACUUCGUGCCUACGGUCGUUCGAUUCUAUUCACUUCGCAAUCAUUCUUACGUGCACACCUUGAAAUUUAGAUCGGGAAUUCAUGCAGUGCGUUGCAGCCCUCGUGUUGUUGCAGUGGCUUUGUCCACCAAGAUAUAUUGCUUUGAUGCAGAGUCACUUCAGAGCAUUUUCAGUGUGGAUACUUAUCCAUCUCCAGUACCAGCUCCAGGAUCCAGUCAUUUUGGAUAUGGUGCGAUGGCAGUUGGACCCCGGUGGUUAGCGUAUACAGCCUGCCAGCCUCUCUUGGCGACUACUGGGCGAGUGUCCCCACAGCACUUGAGCCCAUCGACUUCGCCAGCUAACGGGAAUUCAAUAGCACGUUAUGCUAAGGAUUCUAGCAAAAAUAUUGUAGCAGGAGUGGUACAUUUAGGCGACAUGAGUUUCAAGACAUUUACUAGAUACUGCUCAGAACUAAUGCCGGACGGUGGCAGCGCUUCUCCAGGAGUGGGUACUCCUAGUUGGAAGAACGGCUCUAAAGGCUAUAAUUCCUGGCAAGGUGGUCAUGCUCUCGAACCAGAGUUCGCCGGCUCGGUGAUUAUUCGCGAUGUCGUGAGCAAAACUGUAAUAGCCCAAUUUAGGGCGCACUCAAGCCCUCUGUCAGCUCUUGCUUUUGAUCCCAGUGGCACUCUCUUGGUCACUGCUUCUGUAUAUGGUCACAACCUCAAUGUGUUCCGCAUUACUCCUCCAUCGUCGAUUUCUGGCGGUUGCGGAUCUGGUGGAGACGUUAACACAUCUUUUGUACACCUUUACAAACUCUCUCGUGGAGUUACUAAUGCGGUGAUUCAGGACAUUACUUUCAGUAGCGACAGUCAUUGGAUUGCUGUUAGCUCUUCAAGGGGAACCAACCACUUGUUUGCCAUAUCUCCUUUCGGUGGAGUAGUUGGGCCACAGACGCACGCAGCAGUACCUAUUGAUGGGCUAAUUGGGCCUACUUUAACCCCAGCCCCAGUAUUCCCUUGGUGGUCUAGUACAGGGCCCGUGAACCUGAAUCAUCAAGCACUUUAUCCUCCUCCUUCUGCCAUAAGCCUCAAUGUAGUGAGUAGAAUAAAGAAUGGGAAUGGCGGAUGGAGGGGCACUGUAACUAGUGCUGCAGUGACAGCGACUGGCCGAUCCAAUGUUAUUGCAGGUGCUGUGGCUGCUAUUUUUCAUGAUGGUGGUGGAGUAGGUGUGGAGUCAGACGUAGGUGUUGGUACAUUAAAGGACCAACUUUGGAUUUUUGGCCCUACAGGGCAUCUGCUUCGGUACCUGCUGCGUCCCUCUGUAGGAGGUGACGUUGGUUACAUCAAUGGGUUGCCGCAAAUGGCUGGGAUAGGCGCACCAGGAAGUCCUGGCCUACCACAAGAGUUGAAGGUAAUUAUUGAACCUGUAGAGAAGUGGGAUGUGUCUCGUCGGCCUAACUGGGUGGAGCGGGAAGAGAGAGUUGAUGCUCAGGAUGAAGAUCACCAAGAAGCUGAAGUACGUUCAGGAAGCACAAGGAUUUCUUUAGGGACUGUAGUUAAGGAAGGCAUGACAACUAAAGAGAUGCAACGCUGGUUUAUGUCCAAUGCUGAGGUGCAAAUGCAUCAGGCUAGGCCUGUUCCCAUUUGGGCAGAAUCAAAGAUACAAUUUCAUGUGAUGCUGUCUGGGACACCGAAAGAACUCGAGAUUGACAACUGUCUCAGUGGAGACGGGGUUGAAGAGAUUGAGAUAGAAACAAUUCCUACUCGGAUUGUUGAAGUGCGAAGAAAAGACCUCAUCCCUGUUAUUGAAAGGCUCCAGAAUUUUACAAAAGUACAGGGUGCCCGGGAUAUCAUGGUAACAGAUAAUUUUCCUGGAGUUUCCAAUGCCCAUGAUCAAUUUAUUGGGGAUGAGGGUCUGCAUGACGGGUUCACAUCUGCAAAUUUGAGGGGCAUGUCCGUUCAGCGCACCAACAGCAACAGUAGCAGCAGUAGUUUUGGUUCAGAAGGUGCUCCAUUUGCUGCUAGUGCUGGUGGUAUGAACGGUUAUCAAGAUUUGCCCGAUUUGAUUACUGCAUACUCUCCAUCAUCAUUCGGUUCACCUCCAUAUUUUCGUCAAACUCAACAAGGGUUAGAGCCACCUUUGUCCGGCAGAUCCGAAUUGUCUCAUAGGCAUUUGUUAAGGUUCAAAGCUGGCUGUGCUGACCCAUAUCAGACCAGUUUCUCUCCCCAAGAGUUAACUGCAGAACCAGGUGCAGCGGUUAUGGUGUCUCCAAUUAAUAUUCCAAGGGCAGAACAGAGGGAUUUAGGAAUGUUUACAGAUUACACCAAGCCUGGCGUAUCCGUUGGGUUUUCUGCUACUGGUAAAGGUGGGAUUGUCAAUCAUGACAAGGUUGAUGGUUCAUUUGUGGGUGUAGGACCAUCAGACGCUCUCGUUGUUCAACUUAGUCAGCUUAAUUCUCAACUUGGUACCACACCAGUGAGUAAUGAUUCUGUGACUGCCACAAAACCUCAAUCCGAGAAUAUGGCUUUGAAUGAAAAUGGUGGUAUGCAGCUUAUGCGUUCUGGGGUUUCGGCAGAUCAGAAAGGCCUCUGGGACAUGAUACCUACUGGUCAGGUGGUAGCGAAUGGGUCCUUUCCACGUGAUAAUCAAUCAACUGAUAGCCCAACCACUACGUCUUCUUUGAAUCCAGAAUUUGAAGCUGGUUUCCUAAUAAAUCAGUGUAGAAGUGGCGUUGUAAGUGGCAGUCCCUUAGAUGAAAGUCCUGUAGUUGGAGACAUAGUUGGGAUGGCUGAAGAUGGUGAAAGUGAGGAUACAGAAGGUGUUCACAGUAAGAGUGAGGAUAACGAGAAUGCAGAGCGAGGAGAUGAUGCGUGGGAGGGUUCAAUGUUUCCUUUUUGUGAAGAUUGCUAGGUUGGGGGAUGUUCUUCCAUUCUGGUCUCGAGUGAUAGACCAGGCUCGAAUCGCCUAUUGACCUAGCACAGUCCUUAUCUUUGGCGGAGGUUUGCUUCUUUUAUUAUUCGCUUUCGGACUUGGCAGCUUUUUUUGAAGGUCAAGAAUGCUGGUUUGGACAUAUACAAGUUAUUCUCUGGUUUGCAUUAUCUGAAGAUAUGAGGUGCUCCUAUUUCAAGGUUGACAAUAGAAUUAUGUAAGGAGAUGCCCUAGCCGACGGGUGGACUCCUGCAUCUUACAACAAUUCCUAUUCGGAUUCUUGAAGAUAAUGCUUAGAAUCGGGAGUUUAAUUUGCGCACUUAUGACAUUAUUCGAGGGUUAUUUGUAGUUUACUGGGUGUAAAAUAAAGCCAGGCAACUCCCUUGGCUCAAAAUGGGAAAAAAAAUCGAAAAUAAUUCUGGAAAAUCUGUGAUUUCUCAUGUAGGAGGAAUCUGGGAAGGUACCGGAGGUAAUUCAAUGUUUUAUAAGUAGGGUGAAGCGAACUCGCUUGAUUAUGAGAUUUUUAAGCUUUGAAGAUGAGCAGGAAAAGACUUGAAAAAUGUAAAAAUUAUGUAAGGAGCACAGGGUAGUGUGAGGGUUGUGGCAACUGGUGCUUCUGCCUUCAUUUCUACCUUUGUACAUUUUGUGUAAAGAAUUCACUUCAUUUCUGCACCA